Messenger RNA from Bombus pyrosoma, 953 nucleotides. RefSeq lists its product as uncharacterized. Gene Ontology annotation, molecular function: catalytic activity. The record is from RefSeq and is a predicted model, not a curated record. The annotation marks the transcript as partial. Lineage: Eukaryota; Metazoa; Arthropoda; Insecta; Hymenoptera; Apidae. The transcript has a single exon.
AUGCGCAUCCUCCAGACCAACCUAGGACGGUCGAGAAGAGCACAAGACCUGCUCUACAAAACGGUACGAGAGAGCGCGGUCGCCCUAGCAGUAGUGGCCGAACCAUAUAGAGUUCUGGAUGCCCCGGACUGGACCGGAGAUGCAGACGGAAUGGUAGCGGUCACCUGGACAUCAACGCCGGAGGCGCACACAUACGGAGUCCCGCUGGAGCGCGGGAACGGAUACGUCGCGGUCGAGUGUGCAGGGAUGGUGGUGGUCGGCGUUUACGUAUCACCCAACAGCGGAUGGGCAGCGUUCGAGGAGUUCCUGGACGGGAUUGGCGACUGCGUCAGACGGCACCUUCCCCGGCAGAUACUGGUGCUAGGAGACUUCAACGCGCACUCAGCGGAAUGGGGAAACCCCAGAACCAACGCGCGCGGCCGCGCGCUGUCAGACUGGGCCGCGGGACUUGGGCUCCUGCUGGUGAACAGGGGCACGACCAGCACCUGCGUGACGUGGAGGGGGAGCUCAGUCGUUGACAUCACUUGGGCUUCCCCUGACACAUUCAGACGAAUCACAGGUUGGAGAGUAGCUGAAGGGAUCGAGACACUCUCGGACCACCUCUACAUAUUCAUGAAAGGUAUGCCUGGACCUGGAAUGGUGACCGCCGGUAAUGGCCGCGACACACGGAGAAGAGGAAGUGCGCGCCCACCACCAAGGUGGAAAAUCAAGGAGAAGGACGGAGAUCUACUUCGAACGGCUGCGACAGUGGCGGCCUGGAACUGGGAGGCACCGAUGACCCAGACAGAAACAAGCGUGGAGGAAGAGGCCGAGAACCUCCGGCGAGACAUGACGGCAAUCUGCGACGCGUCCAUGCCACGAACCACGCUGGGCACUGGGAGGAGCAGAGCCGUGCACUGGUGGACCCCCGACAUCGCGGAGCUGAGGGCGAGAUGCGUCCGGGCACGAAGACG